Molecule: messenger RNA, 5667 nt
Organism: Pseudozyma flocculosa PF-1
Lineage: Eukaryota; Fungi; Basidiomycota; Ustilaginomycetes; Ustilaginales; Ustilaginaceae
Exons: 2
Coding region: 1-5667 (1888 amino acids)
Source: RefSeq, a predicted model, not a curated record
AUGCGAUCCCCGCUCACCUUCCUCGUGUCGGUCGUGCUCGCACUCGCACUCGUCGCUCAGGCCUCCGCACUCCCGCGCCUCCACGACGAUGCAGCUCCCAUCUACGCUCGCGCACCCGCACGCCUAGGCAGCAAGUGCACCUCGUCCGACUCGUGCCAGGACGCGAGCCUCUACUGCAGCUACUCGCGAUGCGACUACAAGCAAAAGAUCGGCGCCACCUGCUACAAGGACAUCGGCUGCAAGAGCAACAAGUGCUUCCAGUCGCACUGCGUCGCCACCGCACCCCGCCCAGCCGGGAGCUGGUGCAACGACAAGUCGCAGUGCACCUCGGCCUACUGCGCCGCAAACCAGUGCCGCGACAAGCAAGCCAACGGCGCGACCUGCACCAGCAACGACGUCUGCCAGAGCGCCACCUGCACCAACGGCCGCUGCGCCGCCCCCGGCGGAGGAGCAGGAGGAGGCAGCGCAGGCCCCAAGGCCAACGGCGCCGCUUGCACAAAGAGCACCGACUGCACGUCGGGCAACUGCGACCGCAGCAAGUGCGCUGCCAAGAAGCCCGACGGCUCGGCUUGCUACAAGGACGCUGGCUGCGUUUCGGGCAUCUGCGACCCCGUCAAGAAGACCUGCGGCAAGCCCGCCCCGCCUCCCCUUGCAGCCAACGGCGCCGCCUGCACCCAGAGCACCCAGUGCGCCUCUGCCAACUGCGAUCGUAGCAAGUGCGCCGCCAAGAAGCCGGACGGAUCCGCAUGCUACAAGGACGCCGGCUGCGUGAGCGGCAAGUGCGACCUGGUCAAGAAGACGUGCGGAUCGACGGCCACGCCUCCUCUCGCCGCCAAUGGAGCCUCCUGCACCAAGAGCACCGACUGCGCCUCUGCCAACUGCGACCGCAGCAAGUGCGCAGACAAGAAGGCCAACGGCGUCUCGUGCUACAAGGAUGCCGGCUGCAUCUCGGGCGUCUGCGACCUCGACAAGAAGGUGUGCGCCGCCACGCGCUCGCCUUCGACCACCGCCACCGCCACCACCACCACCGCCGCGCCCCAGGAGACGACGCCUACCACGCCCACCAACCCUCCUCCGGUGGUGCCGACGCCCGAGGGCACCAAGCUCGUCUCCAACGACUUUGAGAACGGCUCCCUCGGCAGCUUCCAGGCCACGGGCGACGUGAGCGUCGGGUCCGACCCGGCGCUUGCCCACAGCGGCGACGGCUACGUCAAGCUCGGCGCCACGCCCGGCAACCCGGCCACCAUCAGCCAGGCGCUGCCCGCCGAGCCGGCCGUGACCCCCUCCCGCCGCCGCCGCAGCGGACCGCUCAGCAAGAGGCAGGACGCCUCGUCGCUGCUCUUCGUCAGCUACUGGUACAGCAUCCAGACGUUCGCCACUGACGGCGGCAGCGGCGGCUCGGCCGCUACUUGCACCAUCUCGACGAUGCUCAACGGCCUCACGGUCUCGUCGACCACGGUGGGUCCGGACAGCCAAACGAAGCUGUACGUGCAGUCGGUCAUUUCGGGCUCGGGCGCGUCGACGUCGUUUGCCAUCUCGGUCGGCUGCUCGGCCGGCGCCAGCGCUUCGGUCCUCAUCGACGACAUGGCCGUCGUCCGCCGCUCCAUUGCCCCCGAGGUCACCUCGCCCGCGCCCGUCACGCCCUCGUCGACGGCCAGCUCGAGCGCCGCCACCCCGACCACGUCCGACGCAGCCGCCACGACCACGACGGCCGCAGACCCGGCCACCUCGGAUGCGGCGACCACCGCCACUGCCACUGCCACGACGACGACGACCACCGACGGCUCCGCGCCCACCUCCGCGCCUCCUCCCGCCACCGGCACGGACGGUAUGUACAUCCUCAAGGAUGGCAGCUUCGAGAGCGCCGACUCGCCCUGGUCGUUCCGCAACACCGUCGCCCGCCUUGUCGACGCCACCCGCCUCGUCGAUGCCAGCCAGGCCUACUCUGGCGAUGCCGCAGCCAAGUUCGCCAUCAGCGGCGGCCAGGCCAGCCAGAUCUCGCAGACGCUGACCUGGGUCCCCUCGCCCGCCGCCGGCGCUGGCGGUAUGGCCAAGCGCGAUGCGACCACGUACGACUUCGCCUUCCGCUACCGCCUCGAGAAGCUCGACAUCAAGCCCUACAAUGCCCACCUCGACGAGUGGACGUGUAGGCUCGAGUUCUACGUGGGCACCACCUUCUUCCAGCGCAUCACCUUUGACGGCUCCUACCAGGCCAAGGACAAGUUCGGCAUCAAUUACGGCUCCAACGGCGGCCAGGGCCUCAUGGGCGAGUACAAGCGGUACGUCAAGUCGUCGAUCAGCCUUCCCCCCGGCGGCGGCGCCGACAAGUACGUCGGCCUCUCCGCCAACUGCUCGCCCAACACCGGAGACAUGGUCCUCUACGUCGACGCCGUCGAGUUCCUGCCCACCGGCCAGCCCAGCGCCGUGACGCCCAACCCGAUCCAGUCGUGGCCCAUUGGAGGCAGCCCCACUGCCACUACCACGUCGACUGCGACCACGGCCACCACCACGACCGCUGCCACCAGCGCUAGCACUACGGCCACGACCACCUCGGACGCCCCGACGACUGCGCCCACCCCGCCCGCCGCACCGACCAGCUUCGUGCUGCCCAACGGCGGCUUCGAGAGCGGCGCGACGGGCUGGACUGGCCGCGACUUCUCCAUCUCGACCAACGCCCACACCGGCACCAACGCCAUGGCGCUGCACGGCAGCUACGAGGUCGACGCGCUCAUCUCGCAGCCCGUCACGCCCUCCACGGCUGCUGCCGGCCGCCGCCGUCGCCGAAGCGUGCGCUGGAUGAGGCGCCAGGACACGAGCGCAUCCGACUCCGCUGCCGAACCCGGCAGCGGCAGCGACACGGCCUCGACGACGUCGGCCACGUCGUACCGCGUCAGCCUGUGGUACCGCGUGCUCAGCAUCACGGCCGCCCACAGCCCGCCGCAGGACAACGAGGCGUGCCAGAUCAUGUUCUCGAGCUCCAAGUCCAAGGACACCGCCGUGCCCAUCGCCACGCUCAGCUCCGAGGCUGGCUACGGCACCACGCCCGCCGAUGGCUGGCGCUUCGCCGUCAGCGACCCCUUCACCUUCCCGGCCUCGACGCCCGCCGUCACCCUCUUCAACAGCUGCGGCUACAAGAUCGACAGCGUCGAGAUCCUCAUCGACGACAUCGUCCUCACCAAGGACGGCGAUGCGCUGCCGUCGGUCCCCGAGACGACGGCCACCGCCACGGCGACGACCACGGCCACCACCUCGACUGCCACGUCGACCGGCCCCACGAGCGUCCCCACGCCCCGCGCCCCCGAGUCGCCCGAGGGCCUGUCGGGCACGCCGCCGCCCAUGUUCAGCAACAACAUCGCCGCCGACCCGAGCUUCGAGCGCAGCGAUGGCAGCUGGGACAUCUCGUCGGGCGUCGUCAUGACCUCGCUGGGCUUCUACUCCCAGGACGAGGACAAGCACCUCCUCAUGGUCGAGACGCCCACCGACGGCCCGCACGCCAAGUUUGCCCGCCAGACGCUCAGGUACACGCCCGAACCGGGCGCCAUCGCGCUCGAGGCCUCGGCGCAGAUGUGGUACAACAUCGACAGCUACUCGGCGCCCGACGGCGUCACCGACGGAGAGUGCAAGAUCGAGCUCAACAUUGGCUCCAAGAGCGUCUUCCGCAUCUUCUACUGGUCCAAGCCCGACGUCGGCUUCUACAAGUGGGUCGGAGGCACCGUCCGCCUCGACGAUCCCUCGCAGCCCGUCGAGGUUGUCGUCGUCCUCAUGUGCGACGACCGCGUCAGCUCCGACGUCGUCGUCGACAGCCUCGAGGCGUCGCUCAAGUCCAUCAUGCCCGGCCCCUCGGACCCGACCACGCCCCGCGCCCCCGAGACCACCGUCGGCGGCUCCACCGACGUCCCCGACAUCCAGGUCAACCUCCUCCAGGACGGCGGCUUCGAGGGCGACAACUCCAGGUGGGGCGCGUUUGUUGACCCGUCCAAGGCCGUCGUCUCGUCGGAAGGCACCCAGAUCGAGGGCAGCCACCAUGCCGAGAUCAUCGUCGCACCCGCCACCAACAGCUACCUCAACCAGAUGUUCUGGUGGCGCGACCAGGACACCGACGCCAUCGUCCCGGGCUUCGACAACACCGGCCUCACCUUCGGCACAGACGGACACCCCACCAACCUCGCAGGCUACGUCUUCCGCGGCUCGCUGCGAUACCGCGUCGACAGCUUCGCAUCGACGGACCCGAGCGCCAGCUGUUUCAUCGAGCAUCACGUUGUUGGUACUGUCCUGUUCAGGGAGAGGUUCUAUUCCAGUCAAGGGCGCACGGAAUGGAGGCAGGUGGGAUCCACGAAACAGGGCGACGGACCUUGGCUGGGCGGCGUCAGCAUCAUCGAGGUCAAGUGCCAGCCUGGCACCCAGACGGUGGUUUGGUUCGACGACGUUCGCGUCGACAUCAAGGCGCUGAUCAAGGACCCGAGCGAGGUGCCGACGCCCACGGACCCGACGCCGACGACGCCGACGGACCCCUCGACGCCCUCGGCGGUGACGACGGCCACGGCGAUGCCCGUGCCUGCCAUCACCAACGACAUCCUGGCCAACGGCGACUUCGAGGCCGAUGUCAACACGCCACAGAUGUGGUGGGAUGGUCCCAUGUCGAUCGUGGCCGAGGAGCCCAACCACUCGGGCUCCAAGCACCUGUCGCUGCGCUCCGAGAGCGAGCGCGCGGGCGUCCAGAACACGCUGCGCUUCGACGCCGUGCCGGGCGUGACCCAGUACCGCGUCGAGGCCUCGGCUUGGAUGCGCAUCAAGUCGUUUGGCGGCACCCCGGAGCGCGAGGGCGAGGACUUCUGCCGCUUCUUUGGCUACAUCCCCGACUCGGCCUUUUACGACAUCCGCCUGACGCAGAUGCCCGCUUCGGGCGCCGACGGCGUCGACGACUGGUUCCAGAUCGGAGGCACGUCGUACGUCGACCGCACCGACCAGGUCGACGUCAUCUUCAACGUCAUCUGCUCCCCCGGCCUGACGGCCGAGGUGCUGCUCGACGACGUCAAGGCCCAGGUGACGCCCAUCCUGCCGUCCAGCGAAGGCGGAGGCGGAGGCGGCGACCCGACGCCGACGCCGACGCCGACGCCGACGGCGCCGCAGCCGCAGCCGCUGACGGUCAAGGUGGCCAUGGACGUGCCGACCGUCGACAGCCCGAUGAACACCAACGGCGACUUUGAGGGCUCGGCCUGGUGGUACGGCGACGGCCUGUCGAUUGUCGAAGCGGCGCCCAACCGCUCGGGCAGCAAGCACCUCUCGCUGCGCAACGCCGACGGCCAGUCGCCCUCGGUGGCCACGGCGUUCCAAUACCCGGUCGUGGACGGCGUGUCGCACUACAAGACGCAGGCGUCGGCGUGGUACCGCAUCCAGUCGUACGGCAGCGACAACGCCGACCGCUCCGGGGACUGGUGCGAGUUUGAGCUCUACAGCAACGGCAUCCCACUCUACCACGUCCGAUGGACGGGCGAGUCGAUGCCCGACACCCCGGCCACGUCCGACUGGGUCCAGAUCGGCGGACAGGUCGACUACGACAUCAGCCUCACGUCGUUCGCCGGCGUCGGCCUCAACCUCUGGUGCGCCGCGGGUGUCACGGCCGAGGUGGCCGUCGACGACGUCGCCGUCCAGGCCGUGCCCUUCUAG